This is a messenger RNA of Pogoniulus pusillus (Red-fronted tinkerbird), 5498 nucleotides long. It is a transcript of the gene TENT5C, whose product is annotated as terminal nucleotidyltransferase 5C. NCBI's taxonomy places the organism in Eukaryota, Metazoa, Chordata, Aves, Piciformes, Lybiidae. Gene Ontology annotation, biological process: mRNA stabilization. Gene Ontology annotation, molecular function: RNA binding; poly(A) RNA polymerase activity. The record is from RefSeq and is a predicted model, not a curated record.
GCGGGGCGUGCGUGGCGGGGCCGAGCUGACCGUUCCUUUGGAGAAGAAAAACCUCAAGAUGGCAAGCAAACAAAGUAACACAGACUGCAUGUCAUGCAGUGUACUGAACUGGGAGCAGGUCAGUCGUCUGCAUGAGGUUCUUACAGAGGUGGUUCCAAUCCAUGGUCGAGGUAACUUCCCAACUCUGAAGAUAACUCUGAAGGACAUUGUUCAGACUGUUCGGACCAGGCUGAGUGAAGCUGGCAUUGUGGUACGUGAUGUCCGUCUGAAUGGGUCUGCAGCUGGUCAUGUCCUGGUCAAAGAUAAUGGGCUGGGGUGCAAAGAUCUGGAUCUCAUUUUCCAAGUUUCUCUUCCAAGUGAGGCAGAGUUUCAGUUAGUUCGAGAUGUGGUGUUGCGGUCCCUCUUGAAUUUCUUGCCAGAAGGAGUAAGCAAGCUGAAAAUCAGUCCAGUAACACUGAAGGAAGCUUACAUUCAGAAGCUAGUCAAGGUGUACACAGAGUCUGACCGCUGGAGCUUGAUAUCGCUUUCCAACAAACAUGGCAGGAACGUGAGUCAGUUGUUAGACUGCAUACGGCGGCAGUUUGAGUUCAGUGUGGACUCCUUCCAAAUCAUAUUGGACUCCCUGCUCUUUUACUAUGACUACUCAGAGACCCCCAUGUCAGAGCACUUCCAUCCAACCGUGAUUGGGGAGAGCAUGUAUGGAGACUUUGAAGCAGCUUUUGAUCACCUCCAGAACAAGCUGAUAGCUACCAAAAAUCCUGAAGAGAUCCGAGGUGGUGGUCUUCUGAAGUACAGUAAUCUCUUAGUACGAGACUUCAGGCCCAUGGAUAAGGAUGAGAUCAAAACCUUAGAGCGCUACAUGUGCUCCCGAUUCUUCAUAGACUUCCCAGACAUCCUAGAUCAGCAGCGCAAGCUAGAGACCUACCUCCAGAACCACUUCUCCAAAGAAGAGAGGAGCAAAUAUGACUACCUCAUGAUCCUGCGCAGGGUGGUGAAUGAGAGCACAGUCUGUCUAAUGGGACAUGAGCGAAGGCAGACUCUCAACUUGAUUUCUCUGCUAGCAAUCAAAGUCCUGGCAGAACAAAACAUCAUCCCCAAUGCCACUAAUGUCACCUGUUACUACCAGCCAGCACCUUAUGUUACUGAUGUUAACUUCAGCAAUUACUACCUUGCCAAUGCUCCUGUGCCUUACAGCCAGUCUUACCCUACUUGGCUGCCUUGCAACUGAUUGUUCUGCUUCAGUGUUGAGUGGAGGCUACUGAAGGCCCAGAUGCUGAGCGUGUAUAUAGACAAGCAAUAACUGUCAGUUGGAGGCUUUCUAAUGGCAAUGUGGCUGCGUUGGACUGUUGGUUUCCUGGUGUGCUAUAGGAAUAUGCAGCCAGGGGACCUGCAAUGGACCUUUCAGUAUCUCUUUACAAAUGCCAAGAAGCCUCUGCUGGUUACCUCUUCGUUAGGAGAAGAGAACCAGCAGCCAGAUGUUGAGAGGAGUAGUAACUCUGUACUAGUUCUGGAAGUGGAGUAUUCACUAAACUGAGUUAGUUAAUAGAAGAAAAACUGUAAAAUGCCUCAAGCCAGGCAGAAGCCAGCCCUGGAACAGCAGCAAAACUGUGCUUUCUAUUGCUUAACCUCAUUGCCCUACACUUCCUCACUUCAAGUGCUGGCCAACUUUCUAUUGAAUUAAUUGUGCAAGAGUGGGCUCAUGUCAUGCUUGGACUGCUUCUGCUUUCUGGCUGUGUAGAGCUGGUAACUGAAAGGAUACUGUCUGUCUUGUAGGGGGCCUAAGUGUUGUGUCCUGUAUUACCUAGGGGUUUAUGGUCCUGCCUCAAGUUCAAGAUAAACUUAUUGGAAGUUGAAGAUGGAUUAUUAGCAUAAGCUGGCUAACUUUUUCUUGAGUGCAAAAACUUUGAUAGUGGGGUCUCUAAACAUGCACCAAAAUACAACCUAAGACUUGCUAAUGUGAAAGGCCCUUGAAAUUAGGGACUGGAACCACAGUUGGACUAGUUAGCAUGGGAAAACUCCUAAGUGCAGGAUCAAGAUAAAACUUCUGACUGCAUCUUUCAAAACCAUUUUUGGCACAGUUGAAAAGCACUGCAGCUCUUACACCAAGGUUUAAUGCAGCUUUCCUCACAGGUCCACAGCUAAAAGAAACAAAAGCUCCUCAACAACAAAAAUCAGACCCACAAACCUCCCCUAAGCCACUGUAAGUAGCAGGAUGAUGUGCAUUCCUACCACAGUAUGAAUUCCUGAAGUGCAUCCUAAAAAUACACUUGUCCUUGUAGAACUUUAGGCAGGCCCUGAAGGCUUGUCUUGCUGAUAGCACUUAUGGAGUGAGUUUACUAGUUUACUGCUAUCACCCCAUCACUGUCUGAGAUGAUAUUUUGAGUGUUUAAAGUCUAUUUUUUUUCUUCUACUGGUGUUAACCCUAAUUUGAAGAGGUAUAUAAACCCUAAGCAGAGCUCUCCGCAGAAGUUGAAAGUCUGUCCCUGGUUUUGGAAUAGCCUCUGGAAGAGUAUCUACUCCUUUGGAGAUGUAGUGGGCUGAAAUUCCCAAAGGAUGUGUGCUGAACUUGCUGCUUUGAGGCUCCUGCGCCUUAUAUGGAAGGCUAAAAUUUCCCCACUUACACCUAUAUGGUGGUACUACUACGUUAACUGGGUAACUUUCACUGAAUUGCAGGAGUAAAAUACAUCGAGUAAAUGAUCUUGAGUUUCCUUUGCUUAUCCAGAGAAGUAGACUAAAAAGGCAUAUCUUAGAGCUAUUUACUAUGUUCUGGUGCAAUGCUUAAUACUUGUUUCCUGAGCUUUUUAUGACUUCUAGCUGUCUCUGCAAGCUUGUGAGACCAAAGUGCCUGACCAAAUGAACGAUUUGCACUUAAAGCCAAAUGUGGCCAAAACACCGAUACAGAGUUGCUGUUCAAGGUGGAAAACAGCAGCAGUGCAGCACUUACAUGGCAAUACAACCCUGACUGUUCUUCAUAGGACCAACACCUAGUAACAUUGCACAUGCCAGCAUUGUCAUGGAUGUUAAUCUUGGUGCAGGCUUACUGCUUGAAUGCAAAGCUGGUUAUGCAUAACUUCUGCAUGCAAGGCAAUGCUUGGUUUAGUGUAGCAUGCCACUGAAAAGAAGGAAUCAUUUUGCUUGUGUCAUAGUUAUUGUUUCUUAAGUAGCUGUUUUUAGGGCCAACCCAAGCUAUACCGGUUGCAGAAGUGAACCAGUGCCUAGAGGGACAUGCUUUAUUUGCAUGCCAGAUAGCUCAGGCUUCUGUAUCUUUGUUGUGCAAUCCCGUGGCUGAUCUUUAGAAACUGUUCCUGUACAUGAGCUCAUGUAGAAGUGGUCAGAUGCUCAGGAGGAAUCUUUGCAGACUUGAAACUGACAAGCUUAAAUUUUAUUAAGUCUUUGAAUGGCUUGCCUGAUGAACAUCAGGCUGGGGCAUCUGUUGGAAAAAGAAAGUAUUAGAAGGAAGGCUCUAAUGUGUUCCGACUGAGCUACUGAGAAUUCAAGCUUCCUGCCAUAAAGACUGUGUUUUUGCUAGUAUAACAUUACUUGGGCCUCUGAGUGAGCUUUAUGUUUAGUGACUGUUCUCUGAACAGCUGGCUUGAGGGGUUUAAGCUUUGCAGUACUGCUGUAUGCCCUGCCUGGCUCUUAAAUGGCUCUGGUGUAUUGAGUCUUAGUAUUGUAGCCUGGAUAUCAAGCUCUUGAAUAGUUAAACUUCAUGCUGAAGCUGCAGACUACCUUCUGCAUCGGCCCUACUGUAUAAGGAAUUGAUGGGCCACACUGUCUCCUUGCCUUCCAAUAAUCCUGGCUUGGCACUUAGAGCUGGAAUACUCAGUAGCUUUUCAUCACUGCUGCAAGCAGUCUACCCCUUUCUGUUUUAAGUUGUCCUAGCAGGCUGAUGUUGCAUGUGGCAGCAGCUUCAUUUUGAUCUGUACAAGCUAGUUUGAGUUAAGAUUUUAUGGUGGCCUCUGUAACAAAGAGUAACAUGAGAAUGAGUGUCAGGUUGAAGUUACUAAUGCCCCUGUGCUGAAUCUAAGGUGCCUGCUUGAUUCUGUCUGCUGUUAGUACUUAAUGCUGCUGCAAACCUACUCUGUUCUGUUGUUCAUUUGCGUCAAGUGGAGGUUAGAGAAAGACUGCUCUGCUUCAGACUGUUACCAUUCCCUCUAGGCAGUGGCAUCAGAUCCAAGCUGCAGUAACACUAGGUUUUUGUAUCACUGCAUCGUUCCUCAGGACUAGGCUUCUACUAAACUAGACUGUGUGGUUUAAAAUAGCUGUUUUCUUCCUGUGGCUUAACUUCUGGUGGGCUAAGUCGGUCUGAGGUUAAGCAUCUGUUGUCAGUAUUUACUGCCAAGUUCUGUUUGAUUACAGUUCAUUGGUCUAAUUUCUUCAUCAGCUCUUUUAGUGUUGUGUUGUUUUUUUUUAAUAAAGAUGCUACCAAAGAUCUAGACUGGGGUUUAGUCACUUUUGGAAAAUCCCCAUACUGAUCCAUGGCCACUUAGAAAAGUUGUAACCUUAAAGCAUACUUUAUGCUCCUGUGGCUCAAGAUUUAAUUAUUGCUGUGUUUUUCUUCAGCUAGUUCAGUCAGUCACUAAGCCAGAGGCUGAAGACUACUGCUUGCUUUUGAGCAGCCAUUUCUGCAGAGUUCUUCACAGUUUUCAUAUCUAGGAAGCAGUAGGCCAUAUUUAAGUCUAAUCUAAAUGCCUAAGGCUUUUUAGUGAAACUUAAAGACUGAGUUCUGGGGUUAAACACUUGGUAUGUUUCAUGUCUAGGUUUUGUGGGUUUCUGAUCACAAGAAUAACCACUAAUUUUGAUAGUAAUCUCAGCCUGUUACUAUAUGAGAACUUGGGAAUAGGCCUCUUAGGAAAGAACUUCAAUUUUCAGCUGUUAGUGUACUUGUUUACUAUCAUCCUCACUGAACCUAUUCAAUCAGGGUGCUUAUUUCUAGGCAGGAAUAAGCAGUAAGUUGACCACGGUCACUGAAGACUUGGUCUAAUUUGGGCAUUGGGAGGGCCAGAUGGAUAGUAAUAAUUCUAGCCCUUGCAUCCAAGUUGUACUCAACCAUUUGUUAGAUAAGGUGAAAUACAUUUCCUGUGUUCUUGAACUUUGGUGGAACUAGUUAUGAGGUGGGAUGCUGGGCUCUGUGGGGAAAUUAUUGGAGCACUUUCUCACUAGUAUGGGAAGAGGCCACUCAGUGAUGUGUGUAAAUUGGGCUUGUCUCUUUCAGAUUAAAAUUGUACUUUCUGUUGACAUUUAGAAGGCUUUUUUUCUGUUGUUUUUUAGGUUUUUUAGUUGUUAAAAGAAGUCUUUGGAGGAAGUGAGGUGUGUUUUUUGUUUUGCCAGCUUAAAGUAAGAGGAACAUUUGGAUUUGUGAUGAGCCCAAAUGUGAGAUUGAUCACAGUGAUCUUGUCUACUGAUCUGCACUGUGGUGAUCAUUUGUCUGUGGAAAUUGGGGUUUGGACUUCAAUAUUAAUGAAAUUCUUGUGCAAAUAAAUUUAUGCUAAACAUUG